Molecule: messenger RNA, 1568 nt
Organism: Capsella rubella
Lineage: Eukaryota; Viridiplantae; Streptophyta; Magnoliopsida; Brassicales; Brassicaceae
Product: rho-N domain-containing protein 1, chloroplastic
Exons: 2
Coding region: 125-1351 (408 amino acids)
Biological process (GO): DNA-templated transcription termination
Source: RefSeq, a predicted model, not a curated record
AUAAUCUAACUGGAAAAGGCCCAAUAUCAAGAAUUAGUGUUACCAAGACGAGGAACCAGAGAAGAGAAGCCAAGGGCAAUGCAAGAAGAAGCUUAAAUCUAUCUUCUUUCGCCGAAGUCUGUUCAUGGCGAUGUCGGGAACUUUCCAUUUGAAUUCUGAUUACGUCCCUGGUUGCACACUUUCAGAAAGCCGUUGCUUCUCUAAAUCUAGUGUUUCAAGAAGAACGCUUGCCAUACUACCUUGGUCUUCCUGUCUGGAUCACAAGAAUGGACGUCUGAAAUCUAUCCCCAAUACUAGUUCUUUUGUGUGCCGAGCUAGUUCUGGCGGCUACAGGAGAAAUCCUGAUUUCUCAAGACUUAAUAAGCAUGGUUUCCGUGGAGGCAACAGGCAAAACGAGGGCAGAGACGACUUUGAUAUCGAAAACUCUGAAAUGAUGUCUUCAAGAAAUGGACCUUUACUCUCUCUGUCUAACUCCCCCAAAUUCCAAGCUACCUCAUCCCCUGGACCAAGAGAGAAAGAGAUUGUCGAGCUUUUCAGAAAGGUUCAAGCUCAGCUUCGAGCUCGUGCUGCUGCAAAGAAAGAAGAAAAAAAGAUUGAAGAAUCUUCUAAAGGGCAGGGAAAAGAAAGUGAAACUGUUGACUCCCUUCUUAAGUUACUAAGGAAGCACUCGGGAGAGCAGGGUAAGAAGCAAGUUAGCAAAUUUAGCAGCCACGGAGAUGUACAAGGAGAUACUGUCGACAAACAAGAUCGCAACGGAAAUCUUGUCAAUUCAGCUAACAAGGAUAAUAAUGCAUCAUCCUUUACCAGACCAACAUCAAGCUUCAGAAGAAAGUCGCCAGUACCGAGAUCUAAAUCACCGCCAGCUUAUUCCAACGAGGCAACUUUCGAUCUGGCAUCGAGUUACAGCGUAACCUGGACCCAGAAGAAAGAUACAGCGGAGUUGCAUGAUGAGCCUGAGAAUGAGCGUGAGAAUGAGCCUGAGAAGGAGCCUGAGUUUGAGCAUGAACCUGAAACUGAGUUAGAACCUGGGCCUGUGACAACUAUGCUUGCAUCAGAGUCAGAGCUGAAACCAGAGCCAUCAUCAUUUUUUCAAGAGGAGGACGACGAUGAUGUUACUUUAGAUGUGUUAUCAGAUGAUGAUGAUGCUAUUUUAGAUGUGUUAUCGGAUGAUGAUGAGUCACUCGACGAUGCUGAUGAAGAGAGUGAUGAAGCUGAGGAAGAAACCGUGCAAGACUUGAGUAAACUGAAGCUGACGGAACUGAGAGGCAUAGCAAAGUCACGGGGACUAAAAGGGGUUUCAAAGAUGAAGAAAGCCGAACUGGUGGACUUGCUUGGUAGUAACGCCAGCUGAUUUGACAGUGAAAGAGACUCAAAUACAGCUGAACCUUACUCUGCUAUGCACCAGUUGAAAUGAGCUGUUUUCUCUGUUUUUUGUUUGUUUGAAAUAAUACUGGUGGUGAUGUUCUUGAUUUACUAGGAUUUAAUCUUUUGUCAACUCAGUUUUCAGGAGGCAUUGUUUAGUUUUCAAUCAUGGAAUUACAAACAGGUUGAUAACUGUUGCUUUGAUA